CGCGCACACGUUGGCGUUGUUCUCAGGCUUUUGUUAGCGAGGGUGGGAGAGAGACAGACAUGUCACAGCGAAUAGGGGCUUUUUCUUCCCUCCUUUUCAUUUUUGUCGCGGUCAGGUUUUAAUGUAAUGGUCUCACUGUGAAUGUGUCACAUAUAGGAGCCCACAGGUCACGGAUUAAAUCAGUUUUAUUAGCGCCAUUAGCGAGUUGGUUUAUUAUGAGUGUGUGUAAUCAUGGCAGAGUUCUCACUGCAGGAAAGUUAGCUAGCUCAGUGGGCUUUUUCUUCUCUUCUCCUCCUCCUCCUCCUCCUCCUCUUCCUCCGCAGUCAGCCUCGGCGUGUUUCAGGCAGUAUGAGGGUGCUGGUGUGGCUUGGCGUCGGGGUGUAGCUUCAGAGAUGUUCAGCAGAAACAGCAGCUAGAUUUCAGCUCGAGUUAAAACACAGCAGCAGCUCCCAGGGACCAGGACACGGGGUCAGAAAGCUCCUUCUUCUAAAGAAACCACGGAUAAAGUGGGCUUUGCUUUCAGAGAAACUAGCUUGAGAGGCUUCCCCUUCCGAGACUCACUGUUUAUCCACCAGCUCAGGCUUCUCCCGAGCCGACAACCAGCAGCUGCACUCGGUUAGCUUUAGCCUGCUAGCUGCUCCGGCACACACACACACACACACACACACACACACUCUCUCUCUCUCUGCACGGUUAGCCUCAGUGCUAGCGCCGCUAGCUGCCUCUUCACCUCCCUCCUGCCGCUCUCCCCCUCUCUCCCCCUAUCUCUCUCUCUCUCUUUUUUUUUUUUGUUUGUUUGUUUUUUAAAGCGAUGUCGAAUAUAAACAACGACGCCGUGAUCCUGAUUAAAGACGUAAAACCGGGAUCUAAAAACCUGCAUAUCGUCUUUAUAGUUUUGGAAAUAGGUCGUGUGACCAAGACAAAGGACGGACACGAAGUGCGCUCCUGUAAAGUGGCGGAUAAGAGCGGCAGUAUCGCCAUCUCCGUCUGGGAUGAACUGGGCAGCCUUAUCCAGCCUGGGGACAUCAUCCGCCUUACACGAGGCUAUGCCUCUAUUUGGAAGGGGUGUCUUACCUUGUACACGGGCCGAGGUGGAGAUCUGCAGAAAAUCGGAGAGUUCUGCAUGGUGUACUCAGAAGUUCCAAACUUCAGUGAGCCAAAUCCUGAGCUGCUAGCCCAAGCCAACCAGCAGAACAAAACGGGUAAAGAACAGCGUGGAAACUCCCCGCCUAACCAAAACGCACCUCCUCCUCCUGUCCAAGCAGGAAAUGGCACCAUGCAGACGUAUCCCAAUAAUAACGCACCCCCUCCAGCCAACUUCCCAGCUCCCGGGAGAGCGAAUGGCCGUGUUCCUGGAAACGGCCCGCCACCGGUCACUGCAGGACAGCCUGCACCUCCUAAACCGUCCGUCACCAUCAGCAACGGCAGGGACCCUCGACGCGCUUCCAAGAGAUGAAGCACACUCGAAGCUUGAAUGUUUUUUUUUCUAAAUAACUGCCAAUCAAGAGACGCAAAGUCUAAUAUCACAGUGCAGUCAGCUGAGUAUUGGCUUUGUCCUCGUUCACCUAGGACUGUUAGAGUAGAGUUUCUGGAGAACAGUUGAAGCAACUUGAUUUUGUUUAAGAUCUCCACCAUGUCGUCUUCUUUAGUGCAGGUCUCGACACGUGCCCUCAUCAUGUGGUGUUUCAGCCAUCCACCCUUACUUGAACACUCGAUGCACUUUCUUCGCUUAAUUUAUAGUGAAUUGCUGUUAAAGGAAUUCAGGAAUGGUUAACUGCUGUUGUAAAAGCGCAGACGGAAGCCGCUGGCUGCCUUUUCUUUGUGUGGAAGGGGGUACGCCCUUCAGCCAAAAACAUACCAAAAGUGACUGUGCGAAAGAGGUGAUGGUUUGAUUCUGACACUUAGAAUUAUUUAAUUAGAAAUAAAACUAGAAAUUAACAAA
Pangasianodon hypophthalmus (striped catfish) is the source of this 1942-nucleotide messenger RNA. It is a transcript of the gene nabp1a, whose product is annotated as nucleic acid binding protein 1a. Gene Ontology annotation, cellular component: SOSS complex. Bases 812 to 1456 code for a protein of 214 amino acids. The record is from RefSeq and is a predicted model, not a curated record. Gene Ontology annotation, molecular function: DNA binding. The transcript is spliced from 6 exons. Gene Ontology annotation, biological process: mitotic cell cycle checkpoint signaling; double-strand break repair via homologous recombination; response to ionizing radiation. Lineage: Eukaryota; Metazoa; Chordata; Actinopteri; Siluriformes; Pangasiidae.